AUGAGUGAGAACCCAACCACCAACCUCAACCCUGGAGAUGCUCCAACUGGGCCCACCACACCACGCAAGGGGCCGCCCAAGUUCAAGCAGAGACAGACAAGGCAGUUCAAGAGCAAGCCCCCUAAAAAAGGAGUAAAAGGGUAA
Cariama cristata (Red-legged seriema) is the source of this 144-nucleotide messenger RNA. RefSeq names its product phosphodiesterase 6H, cGMP-specific, cone, gamma (gene PDE6H). Gene Ontology annotation, molecular function: cGMP binding; 3',5'-cyclic-nucleotide phosphodiesterase activity. Gene Ontology annotation, biological process: positive regulation of G protein-coupled receptor signaling pathway; positive regulation of epidermal growth factor receptor signaling pathway; visual perception. Bases 1 to 144 code for a protein of 47 amino acids. The transcript has a single exon. Gene Ontology annotation, cellular component: photoreceptor outer segment membrane. The record is from RefSeq and is a predicted model, not a curated record. Lineage: Eukaryota; Metazoa; Chordata; Aves; Cariamiformes; Cariamidae.